AUGACGCCGCGGAGACCUAGAUCCAACCGCAGCUCUAGCAAGCCCAAAGCAGCUGCUCUAGGAGCUGAAUUCGAACUGGACAGGCGUGAUCCAGUUGACAGCGCUGCCUUGCGAUCCCAAAGGAGCCAUAACGGGGGUCGAAAGAGCCGAGUCGUUCACGACUCGGGUAAGCAACCUCGAUCACACCGAGACCGCAAGCACGGCCGACGGCUGAACCUCGAACCGGACACUGAUGGAGACUAUUCCAUGCUCCUGACGCCACCUUCUAGCCCUAGAUCUUCAUCAAGAACUCACCAAGCUUCUGAGAGAUACAGUUACAGCGCAGAUGGUCGCCAACAUCAGACCCGCGAGCGUCUAACACGGUCACCUAGACCACCCCGGGGUGGAACGAAGAAGCCCGCGGACACGGCUCUCAAAAAUUUCCGCUUCCGCCAACAAAUUCUAUCUCUCAUUGACCAACAGCGUACGGCCGUAGAGACGUGGGCGGAGAGCAUCGGUGCAGACGGCCCUGCAGAGCCAAUGGACUGGCAACCUGAACAAGAGCGGAUCGUUUACUUCGCCCGUAUGCCGGCAGAGGAGAAUUGCUAUGCGGACCAGUGGAAAAUCGGCGAGAAGCAGAUCGCGUCGGCGCACCCUGAAUUAGGGUCGUGGGCCAGCGAGCUCUGUCUUGGUGGAGUGUCAGUGCGUGGGUCGCCGGCAGUCGUGGGGUUUUUAGAUGAGAUCGAGUGA
Messenger RNA from Colletotrichum truncatum, 729 nucleotides. RefSeq lists its product as uncharacterized. The record is from RefSeq and is a predicted model, not a curated record. Lineage: Eukaryota; Fungi; Ascomycota; Sordariomycetes; Glomerellales; Glomerellaceae.